AUGUCUGGGAGCAAAUACGUAGACUCCGAGGUAGGGCAUGCUUUUGCAAUGUUUCAUUCUUUUCGCGAAGCUGCUUUGCGUUCCUGGCACAGAGUACCUGCUUGCGCCAGCCAUCUCUUGAGUGCUCUUGGCUCGUCCCUUAUCUCCUGUUCUCCACGGUGGAGCCCUUUCCAGAGCUGGAACUGCAAAGCCUGUUUUCAGGGCAAUCGGGGGUUAUUUGUCUGUGUUGUGCUGGUAAUCUGAUCUCCUGGACGGGCACUUGUUUUUUCUCUCCCCCCCCCCCCGCCUCCCUCCGUGCGCCCUUCGCUCCCAGAGAGAGCCUUCCUGCUUAAACCGCUUCCCCCGCAGCAUUUCCAAGGCUGUAGUGGCGCCCACCCAGGCUUAGGGAAAACUCUAGAGUAAGUUGUUGGUUUUUUUCCGGGGGGGGGGGUGUUUUGCAAAUAUGUUCUCUGUCACUGCCCAGUGCAAAGAAAGGACUGGGGUUUCUCUCUCACUCCGCGCCACUCCACCCCGGUCUCGGUUACUUCUCACAAGGCAGGAGAGGGAAUCUACUGGAGAGCGUCUCCAAAGCUAAACUUGUAACGAGUGUGCAAAAGGCAUUUCUUCUUAAGGGGAGCUGCAGUUUGCUAGUCUGGAGAGUGGCGUGGAGUUCGGAUUUUCUGAAAACGAAAGCGGCUCGUCUUCGGGCGACGGCGCAACCCAACCGACUUGCGCCAAGAGCAUUCAGAUUUGAAUGGGUUUCGAGAAAUCUGUGGGUUGUUGUGGGUCAGGUUGGGACAGCACUCUUUCACCUUAACUUUAGAAAGGUCCUUUUAUUUUUAUUUUUAUUUUUUAAAAGGAGGAAGCGGAGUGAGGGACGGCUGUCAAGCAAGCGACUCUUUGAAUGGGUGGCAUUCCAGGGAGGCACGAUUAGAGGGACUUUUAGAGCCCCGUACUAACACUUAUCGCGGAUGAGUUCUGCCUUUAACCGUCUUGCGUCCUCCUCCCCCGUCCAUUCAGAGAUGAAUCCUAACGCUUGUGAGGGUUUACUCCUGAAUGGACCCAAGGAUGAGGUAUUUGUUCUGGAUUAACGGAUCCGGAGUACGAGGGGUGUUAAAUCGUCGUGGCCUCAUUGCAGGAGACGCUUUUUCCCCAUCCAGCCUUCCUCCCAAGGCAAGGAGCGCUCUUCCAUGCCAACAUGUUGGGGUUAUUUAGUCAACGGUGCGGGGAGUUGUCCUCUGUCCCAUUUACAUCCCCGUCUCGUCUCGCCUUUGCCUUCCCUUCUCCUUUUGCUGGGGGCAUUCAGGGGGUGCCCUGGGGUGCUUACUAGGGUGCCCCCAUUUGCCACUGAAAAUGCUGGCCGCUGCUGCGAUCUUAUGCGCUCUUUCUUAUGAGCGGGCCUCCUGGAACUUGCUGUCGAAUGGAAACGCGCGUGGGAUUAGGCUGCGCGGUGGCGCGCCGGUUGGCAGCCAGCGCAAGAGCGCAAAGUACUCCGAUGCGCGUGAAACGCGAGGCGGGCAAGGUGCCAAGUGUCCCAGCUGAUUUGUUGGGGGCAGGGAGUCCCCCCCCCCUUUGCUUUAUUAAGGGAGAGCUCCCUGCAAGAGGAAACUUGGGGAUUCCAAGCUGCGAAUUCUCCAAGCGCGUGAACAGGGGCGCGGCGGCUGCGCCCUCCCCGGCUGCAAACCUGCCCAGUUCUUGCGCGCGCCAGGAGAGGACCCCUGGCGGCGCGAGCGGGAGUCGCGGCUCUGCCUGGUACCGAGGGGUGUGGUGUCAGAUACUUUCUGUCCAUUUAAAAAGCCAGCCUCUGGGGCAUUCGCUGGAUGAAGUUUCCCCAGGCUCCGCGCGCUCUCCCUGACCAGUGCAGCAUAGACAGCCGCUCUCUGAACGUCCGAUGAGCGAGUGGGAUUUUUUGGACGUGCAUCCCCUUCCCAGGACCGCGCCGUUCACUUAGUAGUCGCAUCGGAUUCACUGACCGCUUUCCCACACCCCUCCCUUUCCAGGACUUUCUUUACACAGCGCCCAUCACCAUCAGGGAGCAAGGCAACAUCUACAAGCCCAACAACAAGGUCAUGGCAGAUGAAAUGAACGAGAAGGAGUUCCAUGACGUUCACACCAAAGAGAUUGACCUGGUCGACCGAGACCCCAAGCAUCUCAACGACGAUGUGGUCAAGGUAGGAAGUCCAGAACUUUUCUCAAACCCACAAAAAAAGGGGGGAACCCAUCCGAAUCUGAUCAGAAGACAUGCUGGGCUGUGGGUGGGGGUGGGAGAGAGAAUGAGACUGGUUGGUAUGGGAUGCUUGGAGCAGGACUGGUUUUGGUUUGGAAAAUCAGCCCAAAAAACAGAUGGUGCUGGGGGCUUUUUAAGGAAACAGAUCACAUUUGUGAUUGCUUUUUAGCAAAACACUUUAAUUCUCUGUCCGCUAGAAUGUUUGAGAACUCCACACAGUACCUUUGCAAACUUUUAAUAAAUUAACAGCAUGUUCAGAAAAUCUCAUGAAGGAAGCAUAUCCUGUUUCAGAAAUGGAAGCUUCUUCCUAUUUACUUUCUAACGGAGCCUUCAUUUGAGGCUAUUUACUGGAUUUUUCCAGUGUGGUAGGCUUGAUAAACAUAGUUAUGGAAGAGCUGGGUACAAGCUCCACCCCUUUUCAUGGAGGGAUUAUGUACCUUCUGACAAGUCCCUGCUUUUUAAACUCAGCUGCCCUUCCAUAGCCUCGCAGUAAUGUGAAUGUGAACAUGACAUAGAUUGCAAAGUACCUUUGUAAGUGAAAAACAGGAGCAGCAGCUCUUGCACGAAAGCCAUUUGUUUAGGUCUCUGUAGGAGAAAGGCUGCAAUCCUGUUUACACUUGCCUGGGAAUAAACCCCAUUAGAUACAAUGGCCCUUACUUCUCAAUACACACACAUUGGAUUGCACUCUUGGACUGCGAUCCUAAACACACUUACUAGAGCAGUGUCGGAUUUACAUAUAAGCUAAACAAACUAUAGCUUAGGGCCCCACUCUCUUGGGGGCCCCAAAAAAAUGUAAAGGAAAAAAAAACCUGGGUGUUCAUUUCCAAAAUAUAAGAUAAAAAACAAAUAAAAUAAAACCUACAUACAGUAACAGUGUUUUGUGUUGUGUAGGCUCAUGUGAUGUAAGUAAUGGGCCCCGCCUGCCAGCCUGCUCCCUAAAAUAUCACUGGUUUGCUGAUUUCUAUAUGGCUUUAGAUGCCUAUUAGGUCCAUAAAUUACCAUAUAGCAUCUAUUCGACACAAAAAACAGUGACAAUUUAUUGUUGACGAAGGACAGCUGGACAUAUAAAGGGCCCCAUUACCUUCAGUAGCUUAGGGCCUCAUCAAACUUAAAUCUGGCCCUGUACUACAGACUCAGUCCCAUUGGACUUGCUGGGACUUGCUUCUGGGUAAACCUGCUUGGGACUGCACUUUUGAUCAAUGUUUGCGUUGAUUUCUAGGCAUGACGGAUAAUGUAUAUUAAAAUGACUGUCGCUGUGUCAGCCUAUUAACAUAAGCAGUGCAUUUUGCUCCCAUGCAGGGGUGCCAACUGGAGUAAAAUAUUGACGGUGCACAAACACCAUUUGAAUGGCAAUGCUCAUCAAUUUUGGGGGGGGGCUGACCCCCUAAAAUAUUGUAUUGGGGGAGCCAAAGGGGCUUGGCCCCUAGGAGUUGGCUCCUUUGUUCUCAUGCAUAGCUAGAGUAUUACUUGGUCCCAAAACAUAACUUCUUCAGGUUGCCUGACUAAAUAGGAAAAAAACAUGUUUGUAUAUUUUUCUCAUUAAGUAUCAGGCUGCCCACAAGGGCUUGGCUUCAGAAGGCGGGGCUAGGAGCUUUUUGGGGGUUUUUUAAGGAAGGCCGUAAUUUGCCACUGGAUGCUGAAGAAAGAAGAGAAUAAUAAACCUGCAAUAUUUUGUCAUGUUUUGAUUAUUUAUUUAAUCUGACAACAUUUUUUUUAAAGAAAUGCUUUGGGGGGGAAAUACUAUUGCUUGCAAAAAAAACCCCUACAGGUGGCAAACAUCCCCUUAGAGACACUAUUCCCUUUUCUCGCUCACAUAGAAGGGAAUGUCAGUUCUAAGAUUGUAUUACAGCACACAAAGGCAUAGUCGGAAAAACAAAACAAAAACCCUGUGAACAAUUGCUUACCGUAUACAAAUGUAGGCAGAUUUUGGCUGCAGUCCUAUGCACAUUUACCUGGGAGUGAACCCAGUGGAACUUUCUUCUGAGUAAGCACAGGAUUGUGCUGUUAAUCAGUGAAUCGAUUGAUUAAAACUUACGGAGUAUAUUGUCUGAGAUUGAUUUCUAACAUGUCGCAGCCUCAGGGAAGAUUGGAGGGCUUAACUGGGGUGCAGACUCUCUGGUUUCAUUUUCAUGGUGCUCAAAUCACGCUACUUUGCUCCUCCCUUUGCUAAGCCAGGAAUAAACAAAUCACAGCUCUGGGUUAAUGCUAUGUCUCCCAAAGAAGCCAUGAGCAUCUGCCAUGAACACUGAUUUGUACAUAAUGCUAAGCCAGCACUGUGGUCUGUUGCUUUCCAGCUGCACAAAAGGGAGGAAUAGGGAUGAGCAUAAUUUGAGCAACAAUGGGCCAACCCGCUGCUCAUUCAUGGUAACCUGUAGUUUGUUUCACACGAUGGCUUACCCUGAAGGGCCCAAUGUUAAUGAACUGGGGGAGGGGGUAGAAAUCAUUUAUUCCAUUUCUCAACUUCAGGGGUGAGUAUUAGCAAUUAUGUAGCCAAAAUGGCACCACACCCACUCCACAAUAUAAAGAAAUAAUUUAAAAGCUCGUUGCAAAAACAGGGGGACAAUAAAACCACCCCAAAACAAAAUCAAUGAUGACUGAGUAUGUUCAGGGGUCAUGAAAUGCUGGUUGGAUGUUUAGGUGCGGAACAGAAAACUGGGAGGGUGGGCAAAUGGAAUGGAGUCUCCUGGAAAGGGUAUAGCUGCAUGGCUGGAACCCUGAAACAGGAGAAUUGCACUUUUCAACAUUUUGUUGCAAGCCUCACUUGUGUGCUUAUUCUGUUAUAUGGACCUGACUUUCUACAGAAUCGUUUUUGCAAAAGCAUUGCUUUAUUCACAGAGAAGGGAGCACAAAGACAAUCUGCCUUACCCAAAUGUAGAUAAAAGAGGGGCAGGGCAGGGGAUCCUUUUUCCAAACUAAAAAUGCCAAAAGGAGAAAUCAUUAAGUGAAUUGGAGCAAAGGCCCUUCUGGAUCUCUUGUUAAUUUUGUAAAUGUCACAUUUAUACUAGUCCAAUGUAUCUGGGUCAAUGGAAAAUACUAUCGGGGCCCAUCUAGGUCAGGGAAAAUCAUGGAUGUAAUCCAUUCCUGGCAGAGGCACAUCAUGCUGCAGAUGUGAUGGCCAAAGAUGGUUUGUAGUCCAAGUUUUGCUGAACUUCUGGAAAACAUAUUUCUGCAACUCACUCACUGUAAGCAAUCUGAUGUUGCAGUGCUACAUCAUGAAGCCUCUUGAGUGAGAGAAGAAACCUUUGCAUCUAGGAUGGGGGGACUUGUUCCCAUCCCAGGUGCUGGGUGAUUCUCCAUUUUCUGUCUCAGAUAGAUAUCUGUAAGGUUCCACCUGCCUAGUGGAGGUAUUGUGGAGAAAAAUAGUUUAUUCUGUUGGCGUAGAGGUAGGAAGUAGCUCCUUUCUAUAGGCUGAUUAGCAACAGUAUGUUUGCUUGCAGAACCAGACCUUCCAAGUUUUCUAAGCCCCAUCAUUCAAUCUAAAGUGUUGAAAGGGCCACAGCUCAGUGACAGAAGUCCAUUGACUUACUUCUGAGCAAACUUGCAUAGAACUAGACUCUUGAUAUCUUAGGUUUCUCACUAUUAGGCUACCUUGGCCUGCAAAAAAACUGCAAAAGUUAAAGAAUUGUGCAAAACAAAGCACAAGAAAACAGGUUGAAUAAAUAAUAUAAUCUUUCUCUUUUAGGAAGAGAAAAUAAGUCUGAGAAGGGGAGUGUUUAGGGAGUGAGGAGAAUAACAUAUUUUCUAACUCAUUCUUCAGCAUCAGCUGAGGUUCCCAAAGCAGCAAAACCUUCUGAGGAUUAGUGAUAUGUGCAAGGCUGAAAGGAAUCUAGAUAGCUCUCAACAACAUUACAGAAUGAAAAAAAAAGAUGGAUCCUACUGGGAAUAGGAGGCCAAUCACUGAUGAGGAAAAAGCACAUAUCUUUAAGGAAAUGUUUGCAAGCAUCUCUCAAGGGAGAGAUCAAAGAUGUCAGUUAUAUCCUGCGUCCCAAAGGAAAAUGAGAACAUUGGGAACAACUUCAGAUAGUGGACCCUCUCAGAAACAAAAGAUAUUUUCCCCAACUCAAGAUUCUUAUUUUCAUAAUUUACGUGCAGCAGUUAGUUUGCAGUUACAUAUCCAAACUGCUGCUGUAGGAAAAUGCCCUUUAGGUGGCUGUAAUUGGGAAACAGCAGCAGUAAUGCAGUGCUGAAGCUUUGAAUCCAGCUGAGGUCUGGUCUGUAUGAACAACAGACCAAACGCAGAAGUUGUGUGUGUAUGAAUUGUCCCUGCUCUACAAAACAAAACAAAAACUCAAUCCUGAAUGCAGAAAAUGAGCAUGUCAGGGAAGUGGCUAGACUUCAAACCAUUCUUCCACAAAUUUAAUUUACUUCUUCAUGUAUAUUUGUGGGAAGACUUGCUCAUUCAGAUGUAUGAGCAUCUACCUCUACUCUGAAAUGAAACACUCUUGAAGUAACAACCAAGAGACUAGUGGGACUUUUAAGAUUAGCAAAGCUAUUGUGCCAUAAACGUGUGUGGACUAGAGUCCAUUUCAACAGAUAUGAUGCCUAGGAACAGUUUUACCACAUAAUCUGUUUGUGUUGAAAGUUACAGGGUGGCCAUAUUUCCAAACCUUUAUGGUACUUGGCCUAGAAAUGAAUAAAUCAAGUUCUGUUUUCCAGUGCACAAAGCUAACCCUGAGUUUGUAGCCCUGUUUAUUUGACAUAGGUUCCCUUCACGCCUCUAGCUAGAAAUACGGUACUGAGAACCACAGGGUGGGGAACCAAGGAUGAUAUAAUUGCAACCAGAAGAAUAUCCCUACAGAUAGCCUUAAAUGUAUAAAACGAGUUACUUGUAUUAAACACUAAUAAAAUAAUGCAAUUUUAUUAUAACAUUUGGAAACGAGGACCUAGCACAUGUCAUUUAUCCUGUCGGAUUAACUAGGCAGACCACUAAGACAUGGAAGCAACAAUUCUUUCUUUGUGAGCCACUAGUUACUGUCUUUACAUUUUCCCUUAUAUCACCACAAAGUGAAAGUGCUAGAGACUUGGUGUGUGGGAAAGAGAUAAGCUGAACUAUCAAGAGCUUGGAAUAUUUCUGAGGGGAGCAGGUCCAUACAGGCCUUUCUGUGGCUACUGCCCUGGUUUCCUGGAAUGUGGAGUUCUGGGUAGGCCUAACUUGGUGCAAUUUUUCCCCCCAGGUGUGGCAGAUGUGAGAAUAACUCAUGCUUCAGCAUACCAACAAAAAGAAAGUAAUAUACACAUCACAAAUAUUAUUAUCUCUUAAGGGAGCAGCCUGGCCAGACUGACUGUCAAAUAACGUUUAAGGGGAAGGUAGACAGCUGAUCUCUUGCUUCAAACCACAGCUUCUUUACUCAGGCCUGUCGCAGCAUGGCUCAUGGUAUCCCAUAGCGACUGUCAAUUCUGGGCAUAGCACCAACGUGUAUCAGUAAUUAAGGUCCGACAGUCCUCUUUUUGCUAUGUGGUUCUGGGGUAUUUAUCUCAGUGGAAGCCUGAGGGGAGCCCUUGAAGUGUUAAUAAUAAGGUCACCCUGAAGGUAUAUAUUCAAGAUCCUAGAAAUAGAUCAACCAUCCUCUAAGUGCAGGGCUGGCUCCAGAUUUGAGGGAGCUUUGGAAAUGUGGGCACCCUUUUCAACCACCGGGCCCUUGGCUGCCAUUUUAAAUUUCCCACAAUGCCCCAGAGCAAUGCAGCAUCUGGUUCUGCAGUGAAGUGUAGGAAAUUUAAAAUGGCAGGUGGCUUCCAGGGCCAGCCCAGGUAUCCCAGGGCCAGCAGCUGUUUGAGGAUGACUGGUGUUGAUCCUGACCCUGUGGUCAUACAAACAAGAGUGGUUAAAAACGUGGACGUUUCCAGCUUUCAGUGUUGUGACCUUCAGGUGAAAUGGCAGUUCUAGCGACUGAUAGUAUGGAAAUUAGGAUUAGUCAUUUUUCCAUAUCUGUUAACACAAAAUACAAAAGUGCAACCAGGCUUAAUUGCCAUAAUUUUUUUUAAAAAAAACUAUAUUCAAAGUCUGGUUUUUGCAUGUGUCACACCCCUGCUUUAACUUUGAAUCCUGCUACCCCACUCACGCCCAUUUCUGAGCAUUUUAGCUAUUUGUUCAGAGCUUUUGCAUUUCUUGUCGCUCGCUCCGUGCUGACACCUACACAGUGCCAUAAAAGCAAAGCCAACCACAGAAGACAAAUGAUUAGGCUGGGGACAAGGAAUCUGCUCUGUAAGCAGUUCAUGAAAUGGCUUCAGCAUUUUUUUAAAAAAUGCCUCGUAACUCAUAAAAAGCAGGGGAUGUGCUCCCGCGAUGUGCAUUGCAAGGUGCUACAUAAAAGUCUAUUGCACCUGAGGUUUCAAAGCUGAAGACGAAUAAGCUUCGAGGCAGAGGUGAGAUAUAUACAAGUAAUAGGAAGCCAAACAAGUUUCUGAAAGGAUCGUGCUUCCUUUAGCUUGGUAACCACUGCCAGGGCAAGAUGGGGGCUGUAUCCUCAGGUGAGCCUCCUUCCUGUGUCAGGGGGCCUUAGCUGGCUUACCUGGCUGCACUGGCAGUAUUGGGCAGCUGGCUCUAUCCACUGGCUCUAUCCACCUACAAUUCCUAAGCUGGCUUACCUGGCUGCACUGGCAGUAUUGGGCAGCUGGCUCUAUCCACCUACAAUUCCUAAAGUGAUGCCUACCCAGGGGCAUUGAAGGAAAGAGAAGGAUGGCUAGAUCUAGCUACCUGGCGCUCCACAGACUGCCAGGCUGUAAGAAUGGCCCACCGGCAGUGGACUCUGGCAUGGCUCUGGGGCCCUGGCAGCUGCCCAAAAGUGCCAGGCUGCUAUCUCCUGCCCUGGCCACUUUGAAUUUGGGGGCAUUGCCUGGGUUUUUAGGAGGUUUGGCUUCAUUUCCCCUUGCUCCUCCUCGUGGCUCAUAGAAUAAUAAUAAUAAUAAAUUUUUAUUUAUACCCCACCCUUCCCGUUUCAGAAAACUGGGAUCAGGGCAGCUAACAACAAAUUUAAAACACUUAAUUGAGGCAACAAAAAACAGCAUAAAAUACAGUAUAAAACGUGAAUAACAAUAAAUUCAGAAUACAAAAAAUCAUUUAUUUAUUUUUGCGGGGGGAAUCCAUCCAAUAAACAUUAGAUGAUCACCAGGGCUAGCUGACUAAAUUAGUCCUAUUUGGGCCAGUGAGGAGACCAGGGGAGAAGUAAUUUUCAUAAAAAGGGGAGGGAGAGGGAGGGAAGGAAGGGGAAUAAAAGAUCAGGCUAAGUUCAAAUUGAAAGCCAGGCGAAAUAGUUCUGUCUUACAGGCCCUGCGGAAGGAAGUUAAAUCCUGCAGGGCCCUGGUCUCAUGGGACAGAGCAUUCCACCAGGUCGGAGCCAUCACUGAGAAGGCCCUGGCCCUGGUGGAGGAUAAUCUGACUAUCUGACUUCCUUAGGGCCCAGGACCUCUAAACUAUGAUUAUUCAUGGACCUUAAGGUCUUCUGAGGGGCAUACCAGGAGAGGCAGUCCCAUAAAUAAGCAAAAUAAGUUAGGUGAAAUAAGGUAAACAUGCAAACCUCUCUAUAGGUUGCACAAAGCUUUAGUUCACUAUUUCAGUUACGUUUAGUUCACUAUGUUAUUUUAAUGGGCAGGGGGUGCACAUAUAGGUAUUGUGUCCAGUAUGCACUUCACGGUUAAGUGUAUGGUAUGGAUCUGAUGCUCUCCCAUAUGCAUAUGUAGUUGAAAAUUCUGCCCAUACCAAAGUAAAUAGCAGCUGGGAAGGGUCUUUGAAUAACCUUCUCCCUGACAUGCUGUUUCGCAUAUAUAUAGAAAGAACUCCUGAAACAUGUACACAUAUACACUGCAGUCUGAAGUGGUACAGACUACAGUUUUACCAUCUGAUCAGGCUGUUUCUGAAGACUAAGCCAGACCUGAACAUUUUCUUAAAAAAAAAAAAAAAAGUUAUCCACCGUCAGACAAUUCCAUUAUUAGGACGAACCAAAAUGUUACAAAAUAGUGGGCAAUUUUUUGGUAUCUCUGGAACUUCUGCAGAACUUAAAAUGAUUCAUAGAAUCAUAGAGUUGGAGGAGACCCUAAGGAUCAUCUAGUCCAACCCCCUGCAAUGCAGGAAUAUGCAGCUGUCCCAUACAGGGAUCGAACCUGCAACCUUGCCGUUAUCAGCACCAUGCUCUGUCCAACUGAGCGGCAUUUUGGUUGUUCCUAAGAAUGGAUGUGUGGAAUGGAUGCCCAAUCGUAAAUUUUUGGGGGGAAGGGCAGAUUUUUUUCUUACAAUCCAAUGUAAAUUGCAAUCCUACCCAUACCUAGCCUAUUCAUAAGUAAGCCCUAUUGAGUUCAAUGAACCUACUCCCAAGUAACCGUGGACAGGAAUGCAGCCAUAGUUUCCUUUGCCUUUUUACGUUCCUUACAAAAUCAUAAUAUAUAGUUCCUGGAAGACACUCAAGUUGCUUUAGAAAUCAGCAAAAUAAAUAUUCACUUAUUCUCCUGUUUUGCCCUUUGAUUAUAACCCCCAGUGUCAGUGAAAAGGCUUGAAAUUUGCAUUUUAAAAGCAGAAAUUUAAAACAGGCAUGAUCUGACCCAACACCUGAGGAUGGAGAACUUAAAAAAAAAGAAAAAAGGAAUCGUACAAUAAAAUCACAGCACAGCGCAUAAAGGGUGUGUAUCUGGGGGAUAGGGAGUAACUGCAAAAUCCUUUGCUACUCCAAGACUCUGGUAACAGUGGCUACACAUCCUUACAUGUACAAAGAAUCUGCUAACGCCUGCAGAGUUUAUGUGCACCGUUUAUAUAUAUUAGGAUUUAUGCCAUAGUCUCUCUGCUUUUCCAAUGCUUUCUUGUUCCUUCCCCAAGCACAGCCUCUCCCUACUCCCACACAUGGCCUUUCUCUGAAUCAUUAAAUGUAGCCCCGAACGCUUGUUGCCUCUUCGUAUCCCUAAUCACAGCCAGCUCUAGAUUAUGCCAGCCUCCUAAAACGAUGGGGCAAAGUGAAAGAGGCCCUUGUGUGCGUUCCCUCCGGCAACUCCUACUCACGGUUGCCUGCAACUUGGUGCUUAACUUUGUUUCUGCAUGUUUCGGGUUGUGUUUGUUUUCAUAAACUUAGGCUGCAACCCUGUGUUGUACUUUACAAGGAAGUUAGGUUAGCACACCCUCCAACAUUUCUCCAAAGAAAAUGGGGAUGUCCCAUUCCGUAAUUUUACUAUUUAUACCCCACACAUCUUACUGGGUUGCCCCAGCCACUCUGGGCAGAUUCCAACAUAUAUAAAAACAUAAUAAAACAUUAAACAUUGAAAAACGUCCCUAUACAGGAUUGCCUUCAGACGGCUCGGGGGUCGGAUAACUCCAUACCCUCCAACAUUUCUCCAAUGAAAGUAGGGACAUCCUAAGGAAAAGUGGGACAUUCCUGGAUCAAAUCAGAAACUGGGAUGGCUUCUCUAAAUCAGGGAUGUCCCUGGAAAAUAGGGACACUUGGAGGGUCUGGCUCCAAGCAUUAGGCUCCAAGGUCCACACCAGACUUCACACAUGGAUACCGACGAUCAAAAACAUCAGGCUGUUUCUCAAGUGCAGCUAAUUAUUUGAGCCAUCCACUUAAGCAGCUAUUUCAGCAGUGUGGAAUUCAACUCGCAUCAGGAUUAAACAUAUUCCAGAUUCUUGGUCUGGAGAUCCACAUACCCAAUAGGUAUGUUGGCAUCUGAGAGCGUGGCAUUAUUUGCACAUCUAGGCAGAUUUGGAAUUUGUGUUUAUUUACGAUGGCUUAAAAUGUCCGAAAGCAAAGUGAAACAACAAUUUCUGUCUGUAUAACAGCACUUAUUACAAUUAACCAUUUCCAAUAGGACUUUAGCCCUUGUAGUUUAGCACUGGCUUAUGAUGAUUGCUAUUGCCAUGUUGGAAUUAUGGUUGUUGGGUGUGAGCAGUUGCCCCGGGUGCAAAAGUGUUAGGGGGCACAAAAUUUCAACACCCGGUGCUGCCUUAAUACAACUGCAUGCUUCCAUCGCUGGGUUCUGUUGAAAACAGCUUCCCCAUGCAAACCAGGAAGCAACAUCUCCAGGCAAUGUAGCAACUCUUCUUUUCUUAUCUCUGCAGCUGCGGAUCUCCUGGGUGAUGCAGAUGCCGUAAGGCAAUUGAAUACAUAUGUGUACUCCAUCCGUUUACCUCCCUCCCACCCACCCCCUCUGCUGAGCCCCGGGCACUGGCAACCCACGCUACGCUACUGUUAUUAUUGGUUUCCUCCUGUUUUUAGGGGGAAUGCUUUAAGAAGCCUGUAAGGAUGGCUGAGAAAUAGAACAUAAGCAGAAAUAGUUGAAUUGGAUCCUCUUUCACACUUCCUUGCUUAGUAUAGGGUAUGUGAUAAAAUUGCAGCUUCUCUUCUCAGUAAAAAGCUAAAGGGACCCCUGACCAUUAGGUCCAGUCGUGACUGGGGUUGCGGUGCUCAUCUCGCUUUAUUGGCCGAGGGAGUACCACGCUCUAACCAGCUGAGCUAUCCAGAGUCAGGUUUCCUCCACUUACCACAAGGCCCUGGAGCCUGGACACAUACAGAAAUCAUUUGCACAUCCUCUGUUGGCACUUCUCCAUCACACACAGAGCCAUCACAUCAUGACAGGUUUUGAAGAUUGUUUUCAAAAUCCACCUACAUCUCAGUUUCCCUGUAUCAGGCCUUGGCCUAACACUGACACUGGCUGUGGCCAGUUUCUGGCACAAACAGGCAAGGAUUGGAAAGGCUAGAGACAGGCCAGCCAGACAAAGACCAGAGCACCAGGCACAAGUGCAGAGUGGAGCCAAACAGAAGGCCGAAUUCCAAGAUAGCAGUAGAGGGUUGGACCAGAAGCAGAUGCAGGAAGGUGUCGCCGUUUGAGGCAGUAACUGGGGAAAGGAAAUUGCAUCAGCAGAGUCCACAGCUCGGCAAAUUGACCAGACCGAUUCCAGCCAGGCAAAUGCACUUAAAGAGGGCGUGGAGCAGAGGCAGAGAGGGGAGUGGUGUGAGAAUAGGGGGUGUGGCUUAGGGAGGGGAUGUGGUCUGGAAAGAGUUUCAACAGCUGGACAGGAAAACUUGGAGGAUUACAAUGGCACCCUCCCCGCUCAAGCCUGAUGUCCCCCACAUCUGGUGUAGUUAAUAUGCAUAAGUUGGGGUGCAGCUUACCAUUAUGAGCUCCCUUCCCAUCACUGUGUGCAUUCACUGUACACACAGUUUCCAUUCCAAAAGUGCUUUAGGACAUUGCAUGUGUGCAUGUCAGUUUUCAAGGUUCUCACAUAUAUUUUAAAAAUCAGGUGAUUUACCAAUGUCCAGACAUAGAUUUGGAACUUCAGUUCACAGGUCAUAUUACAAUAUAUUUCUAUUUGUCGUUUUAGCUUUCAUAAAUCCAAGGAUUCCUAAAAUUACCUAAGCUCUGCUGACUCGUUGAUUGAUGCAGAGGCCAGCUCGGUAAUAUCUGUGGGCCGCUUGUUUUACUUUGGCGCCCUGAUAGAAAAGUGAGAAUUUUAUCUAUCUUGGACGUUAAGAAUUGUUCCUCAAGGAAUGAACCAGCGGCAGUGUUGAUUAGGAUCAAGGACUAAUUUUGUUUAUGCCUCGGUUUUUUCAGCAUAAUUGAACCCUUAUGUACUGGUUUUCACUUCACUGCCCAUGCCCAUGAGUCAUACCCCCGUAGGAAAAUGUUUGCUUGCUAUAGCUACGUGUAAACCAUGUGCAUAAAAGUCAAAACAGCAAUUUGUUGGGCAAGGCCAAUGGCCCACCCAGGACAGUCUCCAAAAAUGGCUUGUUGACAUCCAUCUGUCUCAGCAUAUGGUACCCAUAUUUCUGUUCAAGGGGAGUAUAUGCCACACACCCCUUUAGACAUUAUGCCAGAAGCCCAGAAAGUAGGUUGGUGUGCAAGCCGCUCACACAUCUGGUUUUCCCACUACAGCAUAACAUCCAGUUCCAGCUUCAGUAUCGGAUUCUGGAAAGCAACAUUUAAUGCCUGGGCUGUGUCUUGAAUUCCAGCAUGAAAGCACCUGCCACCAGUAUUGGUAAAAUGCAAGACCACUCCUGUAUGCAUGCUUCUGCUCUGAGUAUGCAAGAGGGAAUGGACAAAGAUUGUCAGAGAGUUGUGCUCAGAGUGGAGGCUGCUGGGAAGGUCAGAAGAAUAGGCAUCCCUGAUUGGCUCAGGGAAGUUGCAGCUAUUCCCGCAGAUUCCAGUUUGCUUAUCAUAGAAUUUUCAGCACACGUCGGCAAACUAGAUUGAGGGCAUCCUAUCUAGUCCUAUUCGCUCAACAUGGCAUAUAUAGUCAUUCACUAGUUUCCUUCCCCCUGCUCCUCACUUGCAUGUACAGCCAGUGUGGUGUAGUGGUUAGAGUGUUGGACUGGGACCUGGGAGACCCGUGUUCAAAUCCCCACUCAGCCAUGAAGCUCACUGGGUGACCUUGGGCCAGGCAUUGCCUCUCAGCCUAGCGUAGCUCAGAGGGUUCUUGGGUGGAUUAAAUGAGGAGCGGGAGAACCACGUACACUACCUUGAACUCUUUGGAGAAGACAGGUGGGCUAUAAAUGCAAUAAAUAACUAAAUAAAUGCAGCAAGCCUUCAACCUACACAGGGGUUACGUUCCGGGGAUCACGCCUAAAGCCAAAAUAGAGUAUAGCCAAAACAUAUGGGGUGCAGUGGCAGGUGGGAUUACCAGCCUCCCCUCAGCUUCUGCCCCCUUUUUAAUUUUUAAAAAAUAUUUGCCAAGUCCGUAAAGCUGAAUGUGCACGAGUUCAAUGUGUGUAAGUUGUGGACUUGCUGUGGAUAAAUAAAUAAAUGUUUUCAAAGGACCUUGGCCCUCUUCUCAUAUUCUUUUCCAUGCACUGAUUGAGUGGGAGAGGAGGAAUUUUCCUGCAUAAUGGAAAGAGACAGUGAAGGUCUAUGCGUGUCCAUUGAGGCAGUGGAUGGAAUCUGCUCCCUUUUCAUACAUUCUAUCCAUGCAUGGAGGGGAACAUGCCUAAAGGAAAGUUUUAUGAGCGCUGCAUGUGUGAUCUGGGACCAAUCAAAAAGCAAAGUCACCACUCACAUAAAGUCAUACCUCGGGAUGAAUACACUUCAGCUUAAAUAUUUUUGGGUUGCGCUCUGCAGCGAACUGGAAGCAAUGGAGCACAUUUCUUCCGGGUUUCGCCGCUCGCGCAUGCGCAUGCACAGAGGCUCAAAAUGACGUCACGCGCAUGCGCGGAAGUGGCAAAACGUGACAUGCAGACAUGCAGUCGCGUCUUACGUUCGCUUCAGGAUGCGAACAGGGCUCUGGAACGGAUCCCGUUCGCAUCCAGAGGUACCACUGUAAGUGGUACAGUGGUACCUCUGGUUACGUACUUAAUUUGUUCCGGAGGUCCGUUUGUAACCUGAAACUGUCCUUAGCCUGAAUCACCACUUUAGCUAAUGGGGCCUCCUGCUGCUGCCGUGCCACUGCCGCGCGAUUUCUGUUCUCAUCCUGAAGCAAAGUUCUUAACCCGAGGUACUAUUUCUGGGUUAGCGGAGUCUGUAACCUGAAGCAUAUGUAACCUGAGGUACCACUGUGGAGUCUGUUUGCACACCUGUAAGUCAGGAUAGCAGGUGUGAUCCCAAAUGCAAGCAUCUCUCCAAGGAUUUUGCCAUACAUACCAUGUUACAUUGACUGAGCAUGUGCCUUUCUAGUUUAUGGAUGUUCUGUGAAUGAAAAUGGGUACAGAAACAAUACGUGAGAGAAUUCUGCAUUUGGACUUUAUUUGUGCAUGGCUAAAACAAGAACACAUGAUUGCAUUUUUUGUCCGAUGCCACUGAAACAGAGAUAAACUUGCUAACCUCAAAGUUCUCAGGACCUUCAAUGGACUGCAGUCCCCUCUACCUUCCAGGACAUUUCUGUUAAUGGCUUUAAACCCUAGACCUCACUUGAGAGACUAAUAUCUUGUAGGAUGUAGGGUUCAUGGGUUUCGGAUGAAUUACACGAAGGAUAAAUAUGGCCCAAAGCUUUGUUUAUAUCUAGCGCACUUGCUUAGUUUUCAGCAAAGUGCUGGCUGAUAAGUUCAGCUUCUCAAAAUAGGAAGGAGGAAAGAUUCCAUCACAGCUAAAGGUGAAAGUGCCGCAUUCUUUUUGGUUGGUCUGCGCCUGUCAAAUUCAUAUGCUAGGAUUUAUAAAGGACAGCAACGGAGCUGAAGUUAUAAAUGUCCCUUUAUGCAGCGUGCAUUUCAAGCACAUGCACACAACAAAGAAUCCUGGGAACUGUAGAUCUACAAUUCCCCUCACCCUUAACAAACUACAGUCCCGGGGGGGGGGGGGUUACUUGGAGAGCUUUAAAUGUGUGGUGUGUAGGCAGCCUACGACAAAAUGCAAUUUGGCUGCACAGUUUUUAAGUCAGAUAUUAUGUCCCCUUCUUCGAGUGAAAGAAGAUAUUUACAGUAUUUGCAAAUGAUCAUAAGGGAAGUGCUCUUUGAUGUCUAGCACUCUGAAUAGAGUAAGUCAGUCUUCCACAGCCUAGUUCACUCCAGAGUUUUUUGAUUACAUCUCCCAUCAACCCCAGCCACAUGGCUGCACCUAUGUUGCAGGAUUAUAUACAGUGGUACCUCAGGUUAAGUACUUAAUUCGUUCCGGAGGUCCGUACUUAACCUGAAUUUGUUCUUAAGCUGAAGCACCACUUUAGCUAAUGGGGCCUCCUGCUGCUGCCGCGCCGCCGGAGCACAAUUUCUGUUCUCAUCCUGAAGCAAAGUUCUUAGCCUGAAGCACUAUUUCUGGGUUAGUGGAGUCUGUAACCUGAAGCGUAUGUAACCUGAGGUACCACUGUAUUUAGCUAACUGCUGUACACGCUACUUUAAAUGUGCAGUGUGCAGCUUCAUCAGGUUCCUGACCCCACAUUUAAUACUAAGCAUGAGACUCCAGGAUCCCUCCCCUAGUGUGAUCCCAACAAAAAUUGGCCCCAGUGCAUCCAUUAGCACCAUUUUCAUCGGUAUUGAAGCUGGGGAGGAAAGAGUUAAACUGCACUGCACCCCAAAUAAAAAGCAAAGGCUGCACUUAACUAUUCUUUUAAUAAAAAAAUAAACCUGCUGAAGCUGCAUUCUCUGCAUUUAUCCUAAGGUGUAGGCAAGUCAGCCUUGCCAAAUGAAUGCCCUCCAUCCUGGCUGUGAGUCCUGGAAGACCUGCUCCCUGACUUGCAGGCCUUUUUCCACCUGGCCUGAGGGGUUGGGACCCUGAACGACUCCAGCUAGAAAAGCUGAGGCUGUUGGACAAGAAUCCUGGAUUGGGGUGUCCUUUGGAGGGUUUUGUUCAAUGUGGUUGUGUGCUUCUUGAUAUUUUGUUUAUUUGUUAUUCUGACUACUUUUGCUGGGAUGUAAUUUUUUUAUGUUGUAAGCCGCCUCGAGCAUGGCUUUAACUUUGGAAAGGCGACAUACAAAUGAAACAAUUGGUUGAUAAGUCGGGAUUACAACUCCCAUCAGCUGCAGCUAGCAUUCGCCUUGCUAAAAUACAGUGGUACCUUGGGUUACAUACGCUUCAGGUUACAUACGCUUCAGGUUACAGACUCCACUAACCCAGAAAUAGUGCUUCAGGUUAAGAACUUUGCUUCAGGAUGAGAACAGAAAUCCUGCUCCAGUGGCGCGGCAGCAGCAGGAGGCCCCAUUAGCUAAAGUGGUGCUUCAGGUUAAGAAAAGUUUCAGGUUAAGUACGGACUACCAGAAUGAAUUAAGUACUUAACCCGAGGUACCACUAUACCUGCAUUGUGUGGUUGUGAGACCACACAGAUCCCCUGGAUCUCUGGCUGCUUUUCCCACUGCAGAUGCUUCGGUCCAAAAUCAAUCCCACAUUCUUCUCCUGCACUUGAUACCUUUCGCAGAUAUGUGGGUGUUGACCUGUUGUGGUUCUCCAACUGCAGCGUUCCUUUGAUAAGUUGAAGAUCCGGAUGUCUGCUGGUUAUGUGUAUGUUCCAAAGGAAAGGGGAAAUCUCUGUUCAGAAAAAAAAACCCAAGCUCGUUCCAGUACUUGCUCCACAAUCUCUGUAGCUUUUGGCACCUCGUGGUAAGGCUCUUUGUUUCCUCUCAGUUCAGGAUAAUUUACAAGGUUCUCCAAAUGAUCCUUAAUGGCUUUGUAAUUAUAAUAUAAUCACAGAGCCUAAGAAAAAGCCCCCCAACCCACUUCUCCCCUUUUAAGGAAAGUGAAUCCAUUCUCUGGUGCCAUUCCAAUUUUGAUCUGUCUCCCCUGCCUGCCUGUUCCCUGCAGCAAGACUUCCAUGACUCAUAGCUGUGGUCAUUUUAUGAGCAAUGCAUAUUUGCUCCAAGUGAAUUGUUUCAAAAAGGAAACUGAGCUCUAUGGGAACACGAGUGUGAUAAAAUCUUUCCCUAUUGUAAUAAUCUUAUCUGUUUUCAGCUGUACAGUUUAGAUCAUUAAGCAUGUGAGGAUGCAUUAUUUGCCCUUGAACAUGACAGAUUUUUAUUAUUUCCAGAAACAGCAGCAUCCUCUGAUGGUCCUAUUUAACAAUGAAGUAUUUAAAACACACACAGAGUCAUUCAGAGAAUGGUGGUGAUUAUAAUGGAAGCCAUAGGUAGGAAACGGUUAGCACUGAAUUUUUCCUGGACUACAACUCCCAUCAUCCUUGACCAUUUGCCAUGCUUUCUGGGGCUGAUGGGAGUUAGAGUCCAUCUACCUCUGGAGAGUCGCAUGUUCCCCAUAUCUUAUGUAAAUUUAGAGAUGAAGGCAGCCACCUACAAAUGGUAUGAAUUAAUUCACUGAUAAUCAGAGACCUCAGGGAAACAGGGAUUCCUAAUAUAAUUUAAAUCAGCACUACUUUCUCUGAAGGGACACGGGUGGCACUGCGGGUUAAACCACAGAGCCUAGGGCUUGCCAAUCAGAAGGUCGGCGGUUUGAAUCCCCGUGACAGGGUGAGCUCCCGUUGCUCUUUCCCUGCUCCUGCCCACCUAGCAGUUCGAAAGCACAUCAAAGUGCAAGUAGAUAAAUAGGUACCGCUCCGGCGGGAAGGUGAACAGCAUUUCCGUGCACUGCUCUGGUUCACCAGAAGCGGCUUAGUCAUGUUGGCCACAUGACCCGGAAGCUGUACGCCGGCUCCCUCGGCCAAUAAAGCGAGAUGAGCGCCACAAAUGGUCAGGGGUCUCUUUACCUUUACCUUACUUCCUCUGAAACUAAGAUUAAUCAUGAUGGCAUGGUGGAAGAUAACAUUUUGCAAACAUUUAACAGUGCACUCCAGUACACGUCUACUCAGGAGUAAAGCCCAUUCAGGGCAGAGGGACUUAAUCCCAGGUAUAUAGGAUUGGAGCUUUAAGAAGGAUUAAUUUCCUUCACCCACCCAGAACCCAGGGAGGCUAUUUAUCUUUUCUCCAUCCCACUUACAAGAAGACUAAGGCUCCUCUACUUACUUAGAAAGGGGGAUUGCAGCAGGACUAAACUUGCAUAGCAAGCUUGGUAGUAAUAUCUAGGACCUAACCGCUAGGAGCAAUAGCAGUGUGGUAGAGAGGCAGGAAGCACCCUUUAUCCUUUGGGAUUUUACUUCAGAAAUCCCAGUAAGGUUUGCUACUUAAUUACAUUGCAAAGGCACCACUCUGCAUAUUUUACAAAGGUUUCUAAAUCCCAACACCUUGAAGACUACAGCUGAAUUCAAGACAGCACGACUAAGUGCACCUACACAAGAAUUCCCAGCCUCGAAAGAUUCCUCUCUUCGACAUACCUUCCCUUUUCACUUUAUAAUGCAUAGGCCUGCUGGUCUUCAACAAAAAUUCAAACUUUCCUUAAACUUCUGCAGCUUUCUGGUGGAUCUUUCCCGCCCCAAGAUUCAGAGGCCUUUAUUUUGGCUGCAGUCCUAAACACACUUCUAUGGGAGAAAGUUCUAGUAAGAUCAGAGGGUUUUGCUUCCAAUAAAACAAAUUUAGGAUUGUUCUGCAUAUUUAUUCAUUAAAACACACACACACACAAAAGUCAUUUGAGCAACGGGACCAUAUGCAAAACCAUGCUUUAAUAUUUCUUAUAACAAACGUGAACAAAAGCUGUUGUACAAGUGGCAUUACCAAAUUGAAUGGUAGGAAGCCAACCAGUAUUGAGAUCAGGAAAUGGGUUGUGGAUGAAGACGAGAUGAUCGUACCAUUUAAAAACCUUGACCCCAGGAAAAGGUUUUUAUGGAGUGUUGUUUUUACCUUGGUCAAUUUAGAACGAGGAGAGAGAGAGCUUCAUUUUCUCCACAUUUUCAAGCUAACUACAGUAACUUGAUUUGCACCCUCUGUAUGAAUGCACAAACUGGAACACAUUCGAAUUUCACACUUCUUGAAGUUUUGCAGUACAGUUCUCAGCUUGAAAAAUCACCAAAAUGCAUUCAUAAGAAUCACCAAAAUGCAUUUAUAAGAAUAAAACAUGCUUAGUAAUGCAUGCAUUGAUAUGAAUGUAGAUUUUUAUACAGACUUUACGAAAAAAAGAUCACAGACUAAUACAGAAAUGGGAUGGAAGAGACACAUGAAAAACAGCAUUUCAAAUGAGUUGUGCUCAUUCCGCAACAUUUCCUGGAAGCUACAGAAUCAGCAAAUUCCCCUGUGUACAUGUACUAUUAAGGAACAGGUGUCUGCCUACCUCUGAGCAUGACCAGCAUGCAGCUUUAAGUUUUUAAUAGCUGCUUGGAAAAUUGAUUGGAAAUGGAACCCAAAAACGACCAAGCAAAAGCAUAUGCCAUUUCUCUGGAGUGGUGGUUAAAGAACUAGAUAAGGAAUAGGACUCAGACAUGUUGUUGUUGUUAUUGUUGUUAGAAUUAGAAAUUAGAAUUGCCUUCCACAUAUAUGCCCCAAGGCAAUUAACAGACAUAAUCUUAAAAACGGUCGAAACACCCACACCCACACUACAUGAACUACAUGGUAUAUAAAGAAACUAAGAAUUUAAUAUUUCUGUGCCUGGGAACACAAUACACUAAAGCUUCUUUUUACUACUCUCAUGUCUUUGCCCCAUCCAGCUGUUUUGAUUGAAAUGCUCUGUUCUGCAUUGGAUGGUAGAGAACUGAACUAGAUCAUUGCCUGCAGUUUGACACCACUUAUCUAAAAUGACGCCAAAAACAGUGACCUACCAUAUGCAUUAAGGAUUUGAUGACAGGUCCAUCAAGCUUUCUUCAGCACGGCCAUCAUGGAAUGAUAUCAUGAUGUACAGUAUUGGGGUGAGAGGGGGGACCUGACUAACUGUAUUGGCUUUGUCCCUCUAGAUGAGUUAAGAUGUCAUUACUACAGCAUAAAAUGCUUUGAAAGCAUCCCCAAGAGCCUUCUGCUGACAUUAGAGGAGGCUUUUUGCAGGGCCUCAUCCCAGUGCCUAGUAAUAAUAAUCAACAUUUUUACUGAGGUCAACACAUGAACCUAGAAUGAGUCUUAGCCUACAGUACCCUUUCAUAGGUCCUCAACCCCUCGAAUAUAUCAUCACAGUGACUAAAUUUAUUGCACACAUUUAUUGUGCAGUGUACAAACUGAAUUUUUGUUUUUUUUACAGCUUGCCACUGGCACUAACUCUGCCUUCACACACAUUUGCACACUCUCAUAUACAUGCAACACACACAAUAUUUCAGAAGUGGCCUAACAUAGUGAUGGAUUUGUCUACUAGAUUUGUCGCUGCUACAUGUAGUAGCGUGUAUGGUUCACACCUUCAAGACUAACCACUGUGGACAUCAACCAAGUUUAUGCAGACUUUUGAGUCUUUAUUGUUGAAUCUGCUUAUUGGGGAGAAAUCAGGUUGCAUUCCCACAAAGCCUAUUCAUCAAAUGUCUUGACGUCUGUAAUGCUCAGAAGAAAUAAUUACCGUUCUGUUAGCGAUAGAAUCCUGUUUCAAAAUAACAGGUGGGAUAUCAAGGUUUAUUCUAGAUUGCCAUGUUUGUUGAAAGGUAAGCGAUAAGGGAGGUAAAUAAUUGUCUAGGACAUGUAAGCUGUAUUUGCCACAGAAUUGCUAUUCAGCUCCUUCCGGGGCUGUUUUGGGGAAAUAGGAAGAUCCCCAGCAGAAGCUUUCUGGAACUCUGAGGUGCUGUGAAAAUGCCUUUAGCUCAGAUGGUAGAGCAUGAGACUUUUAAUUUCAGGGUUGUGGGUUCAAGCCCCAUGUUGAGUGAAAGAUUCCUGCAUAGCAGGGGGUCAUUAAUUUUUUACUUUUGUUUUUUUGGCGUGUGUGUGUGUGUGUGUUGGAGCCUCAAUGCAAAGGAGGCAGAAAAGCCUGUGUGUGUUCUCUGAAUCCAUGCACAGUUCAGUGGAUCUGAGCCUUUGUGUUUUCUUUUUCUUGACGUACUUCCCCUAUUUGGUUAUUUUGGCGGCAAGAAAUAUCCUGUGCUGUGGAUUAUAUCAAAAGAUGCGUUCGUGCGAUAUGUGGAUGAGCUAUUUUGUUUCAAGAUGUUUCUGUGAAAUUUCUCGCAGAAAGAAAUGUUAUGACAGACUCUGUGGAUAUUUUGGCAUUUCUGAAAUAUGUACUCCUUUGGAUACCUUUCUUUCGUUGGUUAGAAAAAAGGACUCAAGAACCCCUCAAAUAGAAAGGAAGGGUAGUUCUUCCUAAUGGCCAAACUACAUGUAACUUUCAAGUAAGCUGGACCCUGAAGUUUGAAAGGACCAGAACAAAAGCCAUUUCAUGACAGAAUACACUGGGGCUAUGUACACACCACACCUUUAAAGGACAUGCAAAGCACACAGUUUCCCUCAAAGAAUUCUGGGAACUGUAGUUUACCCCUCACAGAGUUACAGUUCCCAGCAACUCUUAACAUACUACAGUGCCCCAAUUCUUUGAGGGAAAGACUGCGCCUCUAAUGAGCUUCAACAGCAUAGUGUACGCAUGGCCUAGUACUACAAUAAAUGACAUGAACUAUCCAGUGCUUUUUUCUGGGAGGACGCAGGGGGACGCAUACCCCUAAACAUUUUGUAAAUCUAAGUUUGGCCUCAUCGAGGGGCAGUAUUUCAAUAUGAGUAGGAAAAUGAGAGUACUCCUAAACAUUUUUUUUAGAAAAAAAGCACUGGAACUAUCAAAUGCACAUAUACUUUGAACAUUUAUGGCAUGCCACAAGCUGUUUGUAUUGAAUCCAAUACAGCAGGGGUGAGGAAUCUCAGGUCCAGGGGCCAGAUGUGGUCUUCUAGGCUACUUAUUCUGAGUCUUCAAAGUGAAAGAAGUGCCUUGCCGAGUUUAUUUGUCAGAUUUGAUGGCUUGAAUAGGUGCAGGCUUGGUUGUCGCUUUUCGAUUUCCCUUCUGAACUCAUGUCACCUUUUGUUUGCAGAUUGACUUCGAAGACGUGAUUGCCGAACCUGAGGGAACCCAUAGUUUCGAUGGGGUCUGGAAGGCAAGCUUCACCACCUUCACUGUGACAAAAUACUGGUUUUAUCGCUUACUCUCUGCCCUCUUUGGCAUCCCCAUGGCUCUCAUCUGGGGCAUCUACUUUGCCAUUCUGUCCUUCCUCCACAUCUGGGCAGUGGUGCCCUGCAUCAGGAGCUACUUGAUUGAGAUCCAGUGCAUUGGCCGAGUCUAUUCUAUCUGCAUCCACACCUUCUGUGACCCGCUCUACGAGGCUAUUGGCAAAGUGUUCAGCUCUAUCAGAGCAACAGUACGGAAAGAAGCAUAA
Messenger RNA from Podarcis lilfordi (Lilford's wall lizard), 23669 nucleotides. NCBI's taxonomy places the organism in Eukaryota, Metazoa, Chordata, Lepidosauria, Squamata, Lacertidae. The record is from the annotation of a GenBank genome assembly.